This is a messenger RNA of Meloidogyne enterolobii, 1560 nucleotides long. The record is from the annotation of a GenBank genome assembly. NCBI's taxonomy places the organism in Eukaryota, Metazoa, Nematoda, Chromadorea, Rhabditida, Meloidogynidae.
AUGACACAAUAUAAAAAUGAUAUAACGGGAUAUACACCUUAUGGAGCUCGUUCUAGACAAGAAUUAGCUAUUCGAGAACAUUUUUUCAAUGAAAAAGAUGGAGGAUCCCCUUUUGGAAUAUUUUUGUUACUCUUACCUAAAAAACAAAAUAAUAAUGAUAAUUUUUUAAACGAAAAAAUGUUGAAUGAAGCUGUUAAAGUUGAUGAAAUUGUCAAUCAAAAUUUUCCUUUAUUUAAUUUAAACAAAAACCGUUCCGAAACUUUUUCUCAAUUUUGCCGUGAUUUUUGUGAAUUAAAUGAACCUUUGAGAAGAUUUCAAGAAGGUUUUCAACACCAAAUACAACGUUUAGAAUUUAAUGAAACAUUAAAUCCUAAUAUUAAACUUAAUUACCCGUUGAGUAGUAUUUUUGGAAGAACAUUUAACAUUCAGCCAAAUUUCUUCGGUAUUCAUUUAUUAAAUACAAACAAUAGUAACAACAACAACAAUAUUGAAUUAUCUAAUAUGGCCAAAGUUGAAAUGGUUGCAUUAAUAUAUAAAGCAGAAAGAGUUGGAGGAUGGUCUGAUGAUGAAGUUAAAAAUUGGCAACUGGCUGUAUCUAAAUAUUUUGAUAAUGGAAAAUUUAAUAGUUCUUUAAUUCGUGUUUUGAGUGUUUCUACAGCUUAUGUUGAAGUGGAAGUUGUUCGUGCUGGAUUAACUAUGCUUCCUUUUAUUAUUGUUGGUUUUGUAAUUAUGCUUUGUUGUUCUUCAGUUUUUGUUCUUUUAUCUGCCUCAUAUAUGAAUCAGUUUAAUUAUAAAAGACUUUGGUUAGCAUUAAUGGCCUGUUUGUGCCCUUUAAUGGCCAGCGGAACUGCUUUAGGUCUUUUAUUUCUGUUUGGUGUUCGUUUUGGCACAGUUCUUUGUGUUACUCCUUUUCUUGUUCUUGCAAUUGGUGUUGAUGAUGCUUAUUUAAUGAUACAUGCUUGGCAAAGAAUUAAAUCAAAAGAAAAGGAAAUAAAUCGAGGAAUUAUUGAAACAAUUAAGGAAAGGGUUACUAAAAGAAUGGCUUUGGUAUUAGUCGAUACUGGGCCUGCAAUUUUAAUUUCUGCUUUAACAAAUAUUUGUGCAGAUGCAAUAGGAUCAUUUACUGGAUCCCCAGAAAUUACACUUUUAUGUAUGGGAAGUAUGGCUGCAAUUACUGUUGAUUUUAUAUAUCAAGUUACUUUUUAUGCGGCAGUUAUAGCAUUAUUAGACGAAUCAGAAUUAAAAUCAGAACAAUUAAAUGGGAAUAAUAGAAAAUUAUGUUUGAGUAUAUUAAUUGGUUCUAAAGGAAUUUAUAAAAAUAAAACAAUUAAUCAAAGACCUAAAAAUAAGGUAAAAAUAAAUAAAUGACUCUUGUUUAGGUAGAAACUGAUUUUUUUAUUUAUAUUUUUUAAUUUCGUGUAUAUGCCAUGAAAUUUCUAAUGUAGCCUAUUUCAAUUUUGGAUAGUUAUUGUGGGCUUAAUAAAAUUUAAAAAAAUAAGAUCACGUGGUGACUAUAAAUUGGUAUUAGUCUCAAAUUUCAAAUAUUUUUAUACCAUCGUG